AUGGCAACUUACCUGCGUUACCUGGGCAAGGUGGUAAUAGUGACUGGUGGCACCAGAGGCAUUGGCCCAGCCAUCGUAAGAGAAUUUGUUCGCCAAGGCGCCAAGGUGGUCUUCUGUUCCCAGGCAUCUGAAGUGGAAACGGGCCACGCAAUUCAGAGGGAGUUGCAGGAUUCCGGGUGCCCAGGCGAAGCAUAUUUCCAUGUCUGUGAUGUCCGCAAUGAAACAGAAAUUAAGAGGUUGAUUUUGGUAACUGUAGAACGUUAUGGAUGCCUGGACUGCCUGGUGAACGCUGCCGGAGAUGUUUAUUCUGAAAAGAUAGAUGAUGUGACUGCCCAAAGCUUCCGCAACCUCAUGGAAAUGAACGUUGUGAGCUAUUUGUUAACAUCAAAGUACGCACUGCCCUACUUACGGGAAACGAGAGGAAACAUCAUCAACCUUGCCUGUAUUUGCGGUGUUAUUGGGGCGAAGCAUACUGUGUCAAAUGUCACAAGCAAGGGUGCUGUGAUUGCAAUGACCAAAGCCCUGGCCAUAGAUGAGAGCAAAUACGGAGUGCGAGUCAACAGCCUCUCUCCAGGUAAUAUCUGGACUCCUUUGUCAGAAAAGAUGGCUAAUCAGUCACCAGAUCCAGAGGCAGCAAUCCAGGAAAUCAAAGACCGCCAGCUUAUGGGACGUUAUGGGACCCCGGAAGAGGUGGCCUUGGGCGUCCUGUACCUUGCUGCUGAUGGAACUUUCUGUACUGGUUUCAACCUCAUGAUCAGUGGUGGAGCGGAAGUUGGCUUUGGGAAGAAGAGCGAGGUGGAUCCUGAGCCUGGCCCAAGUAUGUCUAGAAUGGAAAGUUAUCUACGUUACCCUGGCAAGGUGGUAAUAGUGACUGGUGGCACCAGUGGCAUUGGCCUGGCCAGCGUGAGAGAAUUUGUUCGUCAAGGCGCCAAGGUGGUCUUCUGUUCACGAGCACGUGGAGCAAAAAAGGGACAGGCAAUCCAGAGGGAGCUGCAGGAUUCUGGGUGCCCAGGCGAGGCGUUCUACCAAGUCUGUGAUGUCCGCCAGGAGGCAGAUAUCAAGAGGUUGAUUUUGGCAACUAUAGAACAUUAUGGAUGCCUUGACUGCCUGGUGAACACUGUUGGAGAAAUUUAUUAUGAUAAGAUAGAUGAUGUGAAUGCCCAAGACUUCUGCAAUCUCAUGAAAGUCAACGUUGUGAGCAGUUUGUUAGCAUCAAAGUACUCACUGCCCUACUUACGGGAAACGAGAGGAAACAUCAUCAACAUCGCCAGUCUUGCUGGUGUUUAUGGGGUGAAGAAUCUUUUGUCAUAUACCACAAGCAAGGGUGCUGUUAUCGCAAUGACCAAAGCCCUGGCCAUAGACGAGAGCAAAUACGGAGUGCGAGUCAACUGCAUUUCACCAUCCGGUAUCUGGACACCUUUUUUGGGAAAGUUAUUAAAUCAGUUACCAGAUCCUGAGGCAGCAAUCCAGGAAACCAAAGAUCUACAGCUUAUGGGACGUUUGGGUACGCCAGAAGAGGUGGCCUUGGGCAUCCUGUACCUUGCUGCUGAUGGAACUUUCUGUACUGGUUUCAACCUUAUGCUCAGCGGUGGAGCAGAAGUUGGCUUUGGGAAGAAGAGCGAGGUGGAUCCUCAGCAUGGCCCAAGUGUGAGUGGGAGCUCUCAGGACUCCUCCAGGAAGUAAUAGAGCUGCAAAGUGGGGUGCAGAUAAGAGCUAAGAGUCCAGAUGUCAUUUA
Eublepharis macularius is the source of this 1735-nucleotide messenger RNA. RefSeq lists its product as uncharacterized. Lineage: Eukaryota; Metazoa; Chordata; Lepidosauria; Squamata; Eublepharidae. The record is from RefSeq and is a predicted model, not a curated record. Gene Ontology annotation, cellular component: cytosol. The transcript is spliced from 18 exons. Gene Ontology annotation, molecular function: estradiol 17-beta-dehydrogenase [NAD(P)+] activity. Bases 1 to 1683 code for a protein of 560 amino acids. Gene Ontology annotation, biological process: steroid catabolic process.